AUGUCAGAUACAGCCAAAUUAACUAAGAAGCAGAAGAAGGCGUUAGAUUUCCGUCAGAAGAAGUCCAAGGACUCCACCGAGGAAGAUACUUCGGCUAACACAGAGAAAGAUAAUAAGAAAAGAGCAGCAGACGCUGAAGGUACAUCAGAAACUGGUGAAGAGCCUAAAAAGAAGAGAAAAACAAGAAGAGGUAAGAAAGGCAAAGGUGUAAAUGAAGGAAAAGGACCUCGUUUUAUUUUGUUUGUGGGUAAUUUGCCAUAUAACGUCACUCAACCCGAACUUGUUUCUCACUUCAAGAAUUCGAAUCCUGAUAGAAUAAGAUUAAGACAAGAUAAAGGGAUUGCAUUUAUGGAAUUUGAUAAUGAUAGUAGAGAAAUUCAAAGUAAAAUGGAGUUGGCAUUAAGAAUGCAUCAUUCUACGCUUAGGAAUAGAAAAAUCAACGUUGAGUUAACGGUUGGUGGAGGAGGUAACUCUGAUAAUAGAGUAAAUAAAUUGAAAGAAAAGAAUGAGAAAUUAGAGGAUGAAAGAAGAUCUAGAGUUACCAAAGACGGUAAGAAAGGUGAAGUUCCAGAAGGUGUUCACCCAUCCAGAGCAGCUUUAUUAAGCUGA
Messenger RNA from Debaryomyces hansenii CBS767, 609 nucleotides. RefSeq names its product Nop6p (gene NOP6). The coding region runs from base 1 to 609 and encodes 202 amino acids. The record is from RefSeq and is a predicted model, not a curated record. NCBI's taxonomy places the organism in Eukaryota, Fungi, Ascomycota, Pichiomycetes, Serinales, Debaryomycetaceae. The transcript has a single exon. Gene Ontology annotation, molecular function: RNA binding.